AUGGCCGCCACGAGUGUGGCUGAGGCAGUGUAUGGCUUCAUCCAGCUGGGUAAUUUCGAUGCUUUGAAGAAAUUCACCCCGGACGAUUUUGAUUGGUCUCAGACUUUUGGCCAUCAGGGCAUAUUGCCACUAUCUGCCGCCCUUUCCAACACCGCACUUCCUCCUCCGGCGAUGUUUGAGUGGAUGAUUGAAGCGGGAGCGGAUCCGCUGCAAAAGCAUCCGGCCAACACAGAGCCCGUUUGGGUUCUAAGCAAAAAUGACAAUCCGGAGGAUACCAAAAUCCGAAUUGAAUUGGCUGGGCUUUCUGCUCUCACUUUCGCUUUUGCGAUGAUUGCGGAAAUGCGCAAGGGCAAAGGUGGUGCAAACUGGUCAGCCCGCGUCACUGAGGUGGAACAGAUCCUGGCGAUCCUGGCGGAGGGCAGCUCCCCGAAAUGCAAAAACCUUUCGGUGCCCCAGAGCUUGGUGGACAUGUGGGAGUCCGUGCGGGAGAUGGACUCCACUCACAAUGUGGUCUUCGAAGCAGCGGAUGGUGAGGUGUCGGCUCAUGACCUCAUCCUUACUGCGGCGUCCCCCGUUCUGAAGGCCAUGCUGGCGUCGACCAUGAAGGAGGGCUCCAGCAAGCGCAUUCCAGUCAAGGACGCCACGAGCACUGGCGUGCGGCUCUUCGUGGACAUGCUGUACACGAGCUCGACGCGCGAGGAGCCUGAUUAUAAGAUGGGGCUGGUGGCCCUGGAUUGGGCACAUCGCUGGCAGGUCCUUGGCUGGGUAUCGGUUCUCUCGGCCAUGCUGCAGAAGAUGAUUGCGCCGUCCAGUUUCGUCGCCAUCGCCGAGGCGGCGGUGCUCAUGGACCUUGAGCCAUUGCAACGAGCUUGCAGGACCUUCGGGUCCACAAAUGCAAAAGUCAAGGCCAUGCUGAAGAAGGGCACUGUUCCUGCAGCUGUGCGCAAGCUACUCGGGCAGCCCGAGACCCCUGCGGCAGAGGAGCCAGGAGAGCAGAAGAGGCGGCGGACCUUUUGCGCACGCUGA
Messenger RNA from Symbiodinium natans, 1026 nucleotides. The record is from the annotation of a GenBank genome assembly. NCBI's taxonomy places the organism in Eukaryota, Dinophyceae, Suessiales, Symbiodiniaceae.